CAAACGCUCUAUCAGGUUCUGCUUCUCGGCCUUCACGUUUGUCAACAGUUCCCGUCUGACCAUGGAAGUGAACCUGCGUGUGUGUGUCAACGCUGGAGACUGUGACGUGCGGGAGUGCAUCCCUUUUCGACGCAAACGUCAGGCAUCUAACGAGGAGACGACCGUUGAGCAAACGUUCAAUAUCUAUAUCCCUGAAACCAGCGACCCCAACAGUGAGACAAAUGGACCAAGAACAUCGGUGUCCCGAGUCAGUGACGGCAGUUCAUGUAGGUUGCCGUUUGAAUUCCUGCCGACCGUUCUUUGUCUUGGAGGCAUUGUGGCGGCUCUCAUGGCGCUGUGUGUGUUCCUCACAUUAAGGCUUCUACGCAGAACAAAGGCUUCAUGAGAUUCUGCUACAGAAAAAACUGCCAGCACCAAUCCGUAACGAGCAUGUACGAGACAGAGCAACAAUUAAUUAUAUUCUACAGAAACUGCAGCUUGCAUUCUCAAUUAAAAUAAUAGUGUCAAUGUA
Haliotis rubra (blacklip abalone) is the source of this 511-nucleotide messenger RNA. RefSeq lists its product as uncharacterized. NCBI's taxonomy places the organism in Eukaryota, Metazoa, Mollusca, Gastropoda, Lepetellida, Haliotidae. Bases 62 to 385 code for a protein of 107 amino acids. The record is from RefSeq and is a predicted model, not a curated record. The transcript is spliced from 3 exons.